This is a messenger RNA of Manis pentadactyla (Chinese pangolin), 945 nucleotides long. Its product is annotated as olfactory receptor 6K3-like. The record is from RefSeq and is a predicted model, not a curated record. Gene Ontology annotation, cellular component: membrane. Gene Ontology annotation, molecular function: olfactory receptor activity; G protein-coupled receptor activity. Gene Ontology annotation, biological process: G protein-coupled receptor signaling pathway. Lineage: Eukaryota; Metazoa; Chordata; Mammalia; Pholidota; Manidae.
AUGGAGAGUGGAAACCUAUCAGCAGUGACUGAAUUUAUCUUCACUGGCUUUCCCCAUAUCCAGGAUGGGAGCCUCCUGUACUUCUUUCCUUUGCUUUUCAUCUACACCUUUAUUGUCACUGGAAAUCUACUAAUCUUUUUUGCUGUAAGGCUAGACGCUCGUCUCCACAAUCCCAUGUAUCAUUUCAUCAGUAUCUUCUCCUUUCUGGAGAUCUGGUACACCACAGCCACCAUUCCCAAGAUGCUCUCCAACCUCAUCAGUGAAAAGAAGACCAUCUCCAUUACCGGCUGCCUCUUGCAGAUGUAUUUCUUCCAUUCUCUUGGAAAUUCAGAAGGAAUCUUGCUCAUCACCAUGGCCAUUGACAGAUAUGUUGCCAUCUGCAAUCCUCUUCACUAUCAGUUGAUCAUGACCCCUCGGCUCUGUGCUCAGCUCUCUGCAGGCUCCUGCAUCUUUGGCUUCCUUAUCCUGCUCCCUGAGAUUGUGAUGAUUUCAACACUGCCUUUCUGUGGGCCCAACCACAUCCAUCAGAUCUUCUGUGACCUGGUCCCUGUGCUAAGCCUGGCCUGUACAGACACGUCCAUGAUUCUGAUUGAAGAUGUGAUCCACGCCGUGGCCAUCAUCAUUACCGUCCUAAUCAUUGCCUUGUCCUAUGUAAGAAUCGUCAUUGUGAUCCUGAGGAUUCCUUCUGCUGAGGGUCGUCAAAAGGCUUUUUCCACGUGUGCAGGCCAUCUCGUGGUCUUCCUGAUAUUCUUUGGCAGUGUGUCCCUCAUGUACCUGCGUUUCAAUGCCACUUACCCACCAGUUUUGGACACAGCCAUUGCACUGGCGUUUACCGUCCUGGCCCCAUUCUUCAAUCCCAUCAUUUAUAGUCUGAGAAACAAGGACAUGAAGAAUGCGAUUAGAAGACUCUAUCUUCAGAAAAUGUUGAACACGUCUGGAGGUUAA